This is a messenger RNA of Lepus europaeus (European hare), 909 nucleotides long. It is a transcript of the gene TAS2R10, whose product is annotated as taste 2 receptor member 10. The record is from RefSeq and is a predicted model, not a curated record. Bases 1 to 909 code for a protein of 302 amino acids. Gene Ontology annotation, molecular function: G protein-coupled receptor activity. NCBI's taxonomy places the organism in Eukaryota, Metazoa, Chordata, Mammalia, Lagomorpha, Leporidae. The transcript has a single exon. Gene Ontology annotation, biological process: detection of chemical stimulus involved in sensory perception of bitter taste; sensory perception of taste; G protein-coupled receptor signaling pathway. Gene Ontology annotation, cellular component: membrane.
AUGCCAGGUAUAAUGGAAGGCAUCCUCUUUUCUGUUGUAAUUGGUGAAUCAAUACUGGGUUUUUUAGGGAACGGAUUUAUUGGAAUUAUAAACUGUAUUGAAUGUGUCAAGAAUAAGAAACUCUCUAUGAUUGGCUUUAUUCUUAUUGGCUUAGCUAUUUCCAGAAUUUGUAUGAUAUUGGUAUUAAUUACAGAUGGAAUUAUACAGAUAUUUUCUCCAGAUUUGUAUUUGACAAGCAACCUAUUUGAAUACAUUGCUUAUUCUUGGGUAAUUAUCAGUCAGACAAACACCUGGUUUGCUACCAGCCUUAUCAUCUUGUAUUUCCUGAAGAUAGCAAAUUUUUCCCACUACAUAUUUCUCUGGUUGAAGAUGAGAAUCAAUUGGAUUUUUUCUCUUCUAAUGGGAUCCUUGCUUAUUUCAUUGUUAUUUUCCUUCCCACAAAUUGUGAAGAUUAUUAAUAAUCAUAAGAUAAAUAAUAGAAACACAACUUGUCAGGUCACCAUAGAAAAAAAUGAAUUCAUUAUUAAGCAGGUUUUGCUCCACUUUGGAAUCAUUAUACUCUUUCUAACCACUCUAAUUAUGUGUUUCUUGGUUGUCAUUUCCCUUUGGAAACACAAAAAGAAGAUGCAAUUGAAUGUUUUUGGACUCAGAGAUCCCAACACAGAGGCUCAUGUGAAAGCAAUGAAAGUUUUGAUAUCUUUCAUCAUUCUCUUUAUCUUGCACUUUAUAGGCAUUGCCAUUGAAAUUACAUUUUUCACUGUGCCAGAAAACAAAGUGCUGCUUAUUUUGGGUUUGGCAACCGCAGUCAUCUAUCCCUGGGGUCAUUCAUUUAUCCUGAUUUUAGCAAAUAGUAAGCUAAAACAAGCUUCUUUGAGAGUACUGCAUCAAUUAAAGUUCUGUGAGAAAUGA